AAACGAGUGAGCUGUGUGAGUCGUCAUUGCAAACCCAUGGUUAAAGGUUCUAUAUAUAUGCGCACUUUCAGUGACGCAUCAAACAAGUGAGCACUCUAACACCAAACCCUUCUCCUUCCACUGUUCACUCUCUAAAUCAAUGAAAACCUCUCCUCCCACCUCUUCCAAUUCUCCUUCUCUGCCAUUAAGAAAGCCCAGGCGCCCCAAGAAAGACCUGAGCCUGGAGAAUGGCAAUGGUAAUGCAAAUGCCAAUGGGAAGAGAAGCUCUUCUUUCAGAGGUGUCACCAGGCAUAGAUGGACUGGGAGAUAUGAAGCUCACCUGUGGGACAGGCAUUGCUGGAACCCGAUUCAGAAGAAGAAAGGAAGACAAGUUUAUUUAGGGGCAUAUGAUGCUGAGGCAGCAGCAGCUCACACAUACGAUCUUGCCGCCCUCAAGUACUGGGGUUCGGAAACUGCUCUGAAUUUUCCAUUCGAUACAUAUUCAAAGGAGUACAAGGAGAUGCAGAGCAUGUCAAAGGAAGAGUACUUGGCUUCUCUCAGGCGCAGGAGCAAUGGUUUCUCGAGAGGUGUUUCCAAGUACCGUGGAGUGGCCAGGCAUCACCAUAAUGGACGAUGGGAGGCGAGGAUCGGAAGAGUUUUUGGCAAUAAAUACCUAUACUUGGGAACUUUCAGUACUGAGGAGGAGGCAGCCCAAGCUUAUGACCUUGCUGCAAUCAAGUACAGAGGUCCCAACGCAAUCACCAACUUCGACGUCAGUUGCUAUUUAAAAUGCCCAAAGUCAUAUCCUGCAAGUAGUGCUACUGCUCCUCCAGAGGAGCUCCAAGAAGCGAGAUGCGAAGCGCCUCAGGCCAUGCAGGUAUCGGAGUACUGCAUGGAUCAUGAUGUCGCAGCAGAGGACAUGAUCACUUGGAGCCCUUUAAUGGGCGAGUGCUUCGACGUCUGCUCUCUCCCUCAACUGAGCGAUCUGCAGAGCUUCUUCUCCGACGAAGGUGGGUUUGAGGACAAUGUGGAGGUCCUCUUCAAUGUCUCUUGAGUCAAAUGGGAUGGAGGAAGGAGAAAUGCUGCUAAAGUUUACAUCUUUGUGGACUCAAGAAUGGUGGCAAAGGCGACUACGCUCGCUCCUUUGCGGACUCAAGAAUGGUAGUAGGCGAGGUGGGUUGAGGGGGGGAACUGGAAGGGUGGUGAUACACCUGUUGAUUGCUUUUGGAAAAUUAAUGUAUGGUCUCAAGCAUGAGAUACGUGUUUUGAGCUUUUGUUUUCGUGAUGUAUUAGGAAGUUGGGUUCUCUUGUUUUGGGGACACGAAAGAAGACUUAAGGUAGUUUUUUUUUCUCAUGAAUGGA
This is a messenger RNA of Zingiber officinale, 1341 nucleotides long. Its product is annotated as ethylene-responsive transcription factor WRI1-like. The record is from RefSeq and is a predicted model, not a curated record. Gene Ontology annotation, molecular function: DNA binding; DNA-binding transcription factor activity. The transcript has 7 exons. Bases 140 to 1033 code for a protein of 297 amino acids. Gene Ontology annotation, biological process: regulation of DNA-templated transcription. NCBI's taxonomy places the organism in Eukaryota, Viridiplantae, Streptophyta, Magnoliopsida, Zingiberales, Zingiberaceae.